Molecule: messenger RNA, 2269 nt
Organism: Nothoprocta perdicaria
Lineage: Eukaryota; Metazoa; Chordata; Aves; Tinamiformes; Tinamidae
Gene: MMD
Product: monocyte to macrophage differentiation associated
Exons: 7
Coding region: 160-879 (239 amino acids)
Cellular component (GO): membrane
Molecular function (GO): pore-forming activity
Source: RefSeq, a predicted model, not a curated record
CUCUCCCGCGCUCUCCCGGCCGGCCGGGACGCUGCGCGCCAACGCGGCUCGCACGCCAAUGAGGGCCCGGACCCCGGCGCUCGCCGCCUCCGGAGCCGCCCGCAGCCUCCCGGCCAGACCCCCCGCCCGCCGCCGCCUGGGCGCGGGCGGCCCGGACCCAUGCGGCGGCUCCAGGAGCGCUUCAGGAGGUUCAUGAACCACCCAGCUCCAGCAAACAGCCGCUACAAACCCACUUGCUAUGAACAUGCUGCUAACUGCUACACACACGCAUUCCUCAUUGUUCCUGCCAUUGUGGGCAGUGCUCUUCUCCACCGCCUUUCUGAUGACCGAUGGGAGAAGAUAACGGCAUGGAUGUAUGGCAUGGGCCUCUGCGCGCUCUUCAUCGUGUCCACAGUGUUCCAUAUAGUUUCCUGGAAAAAGAGCCACUUAAGGACCAUGGAACAUUGUUUUCAUAUGUGUGACAGAAUGAUGAUCUAUGUCUUCAUUGCUGCAUCAUAUGCACCAUGGUUAAAUCUACGUGAGCUUGGACCUCUGGCAUCUCAUAUGCGUUGGUUUAUCUGGCUAAUGGCCGCUGGAGGAACUAUUUAUGUAUUUCUCUACCAUGAAAAGUACAAGAUUGUUGAACUCUUUUUCUACUUAGCAAUGGGAUUUUCUCCUGCUCUGGUGGUGACAUCCAUGAGUAACACGGAUGGACUUCAGGAGGUUGCCUGGGGAGGCUUGAUCUAUUGUCUGGGUGUGGUGUUCUUCAAGAGCGAUGGCAUCAUCCCCUUUGCCCAUGCCAUCUGGCACAUCUUUGUGGCCACAGCAGCUGCAGUUCAUUACUAUGCCAUUUGGAAGUACCUUUACAGAAGUCCUGCAGACAUGAUUCGCCACUUGUGAUAUUCGGGGGGCGCAGGGCAAGUCAAUCUGCACUUGGCCUCUGUAGCAGUAUUAUUUGACGUAAGGAAUUGGGGGAAAUUGGAGAGUUGCACAAGAAAAAAAAAAUGCACUGACUUUGAUAGUUCUCUGAACACAAUUACUGUGAACUGGUGUCGUAUGUGUCCUGGAAUUGCCCUUCAUAUAUGGCAAGUGCUGUAAAUAACCAAGAUACUGAACUGCAAUACUAAGAGUCCAUUCCACGUUAGGAGAACCGGCUACCUGAUGUUUACAAAUAAAUUUUGUAUCCUAGGUUAACUUUACAAUUUUUAACUCUAUGAAUUUUUUCUAAAUUAGCGAUCCGAAUGGUGAAGUCAGUGCAAUAAGACAAACGUAACUCUGUUUAUUUGAAAUUGGUUUCUAUCACUUUCCACUAGUCAUUCACUCAAGGUGAAUCGCAGCUGGAUGGUCUACUUCUGCCACCCAUUAUCUUGGUAUAAUGCGACUUUUAUAGAAACUUGUUGUGUUUUUUGUAAACUUGAAAUACAUUUAUUGAACUGAAAACACACAACUGUCAUCUAUGCAGUUACUCAUAUUGCAAAAUCUUGCAAGAAAUGGUUACAUUCCACAUACUGUACUGACAAGCAGACGUACCUCUCCAAAGGCUGAAUUACAUUUAUAGUUGUAAUAACCACUUUGACAGACUAAAAUGUAAAUGUGAUUCUGCCAGGUUUUAACAUGAAAACAUUGGUAAUACUACUGCUAAUCUAUAGUACCACUUGCACAGCACCUUAAUUUGGCUAUAUUGAUGAUGGAAAUAAGUGUUUUAGAGAAAUUGGAACACUUUUAUCUUCAAGAUUCCCAAUUCUGCCGUGUGCUGCACAGUUGGGCAGCAGUUUGGAUGAGAGCAGGCUCGUCAAGGCUUGCAUUAAGUAUUAAUUAAGUAUUAACGAAGGUGGCCAGUUAAUACCCUGCUAUCCAAAUUAAGAGACUCAAUAGCUUCCCAAAAAUCAGUACAUGUACCGGUGCUGUAAUAUUAAGGCUUUGGUUUUUCAAAGGGAUUUCUAUGGGCCGACAGAACCAGCUUCCACCAGCUUUCAUUGGGAUCAUUUGAAGGAUGUUUUGUUGGGAAAGCAGAUCCCGAGCAAUCGCUGACUGCUAAUUUCAAGGUUAUUGGUUCUUUGUAAGCCUUCCAGGGAGGAAAGUGUGGAGAACUCGACACAAAUCACUUGUCAUUCUGGGACUUCACACACAGUAAAACUGGUCUUUAAUUGUAUUGCUGUGUUUCUGUGCAGGAAAACAAAAAAAAUAAAUGUGGUAGUGAGUCAUGAUUGUGGAACAUGUGCAUUAAAUGACCAGAUGUGGAAGCCUCAUUGUAAUACUGUUUGUCCAAUAACUGUAUCCUGUCCCACUA